AAUGGUAUCGAUUCCCUUACCCAUUCAAGAAGCCACGACAGGAACUCCAGAAUCGUGCAGCUGUCUUCGCUCAGAUCAAUCUUGGAAUUUUUUAGAUCUAUGGCAGCGAGAGAAGCGAUGAAGAUCAACGGUGAUCAGGAGGGGUAGAGGAUUAGGGUUUGCUUUUUCUUUGUAUAAAUAGGGAUUGUAAUCUGAGUUUUAGGGGAGGAGUUUUGAGAGAGAGCCGAUAGUAUAAAUGGGGGAUCAUAAUCUGAGUUUUAGGCAUCAUAAUCUCUUUUGUUCCCGUGCCCUUUUCCCUUUCUCCAAAUUUCUUCCAAACAGCACUUAACUUUCACCAAAUUUGAGGGAUGAAGGAGACAUUCUGAAUCCCUUCUCCUCUCCUCAUCCCAGCCAUUCUUCUCCUUCAUCUUCAUUACUAAAUCCUAAUUUUAAUCUUUCUCUGGCUCCUUUUUCAACUUCGCGAACUACACUUGCAUAGAACAUAUCAAUUGAGAACGCCAAUCACAAUCAAAUCAUAUCAAUUGACAUGGAGGUGUUGACUUGGCUGCAUUCUAUGUUAACUUCCUCCAUGAUUAACUCGGCUGCAUUCUCACCACUGAACACAUCCAUUGGCACGAUUUGUUCCUCCGACUAACCAUAUCCUCUCUUCUUGGCAGCCCUCUCAUCACCCUUUCCUUCACCAUUUUCAAGUUCCUUGUAGGCCACAUUUUAACACUCUAUAUCAUCAUUCCAUGCUUAUUAUGUGUUAAAUACCUACAAUGCCCAAAGAUUCCCUUCGCAAUUCCAAGGAAAAAGAAUAUGAUGUUUCAUUCAUUCUGAAUGACAAGUCAGAAAUAAACUUUUAAUACAAUAUAAGAUAACAUUGAAGUUAAUCGGCCCAUACUGCUCAUAUGAAAAAUGCAUUCAUAUGAGCAGUAAGGGCCAAUCAACUUCAGUAUUAUUUUAUAUUAUAUUACAAGUUUAUUUCUGACUUGUCAUUCAUAAUGGAUAAAAUAUUGUAUUCUUUUCCCUUGAAAUUGAACAAAUCCGAAGAAACGAUGGGGAAUCUUUGGGUAUUGUAGGUAGUUAGCACAUAAUAAGCAAUGGGAAUGAUGACAUAGAGUGUUAAAAUGUGGCCUACAAGGAUGUUGACAAUGGUGAAGGAAGGGGUGAUGAGAGGGUUGCCAAGGAAAGAGGAUAUAUAUGGUUGACCAGUCUAGAAAAAAGGAUCCAAGGCCAAGUCCGUUCAUGCCUGAUCCAAUCUGAUGGGCAGUUACUGACUUGGGGAAUGCCCAGCAGACCCAAGAAAUGGAUGUCAGAAUUUCGAAGAGGUAUCCGGGGAAGGCAUACCAAGCAAAGCUGCAGAUGAGUGCAGUCAAGAAGAAUUUCCCUCGGGACUUCCUACGGUUAUCUUUCUCAUGCAAUGCAUUGUAGAAGUGUUUAUGUAAUUGUAACCAAUUGACAGAACAUGAACAUGAAUUCCAUCUCCUCCUAGUAUGAACAUACUAUUAUUGUUGCAAUUAUUAAAUCAAAAGAAUUUAU
Messenger RNA from Rubroshorea leprosula, 1521 nucleotides. The record is from the annotation of a GenBank genome assembly. Lineage: Eukaryota; Viridiplantae; Streptophyta; Magnoliopsida; Malvales; Dipterocarpaceae.